AUGCUCGUGGGGCGCCCAGCUAGGGAGCUGGCGCUGGCGUUGUUCCUUCUGAUUGCCGCUUGGAUACAUCCGACACAUCCCGCCAAUACUGAAGUACGUGGUGUCACCUUGGAGAGCAUAUAUCCAGAAGUGGGCACGGCACACAGCUUCACGUCCGUCACGUUGUAUGGCGAGGGGAGGGUCCAGAACCUGCCUACUCUUGGCUGCCGAUUUGGGGAAGUGGUCAGCACGUAUCAGGCUCAUGUUCCUGGCCAGACGAUCACGUGUCUGACACCCGCUUUGGGACCCGGUUUCGUCAUCGUGGGUUAUGCGGUCAGGACGGGGACGAAGUACGCGCCGGUAAGGGACGACAUCAGCCUCGAGAACGGGGCGAACAUGUUUGAGUUUGCGCAACCAUGGCGGGUCACGUCGGUGUUCCCCGACGAGACGUACGCGAGCGGGGGUCAGUUGCUGUUCAUUCAGGGACAGGAUAUUAGACCAGAACUGAGAUGUGCUUUCGUGGAUAACUCUCCGACCGGUGCGACGAUUCACUUUGUUUCGUCAACCCUUGUGGUGUGUGAAGCUGAGGAGUUCAAGUCAAAAUCCAGUGGUGUGCUCACGCUGCAGCACAACUCACAUAACUGUCCUGAAGGACAACAGAUCACCGUCAAACAUCGUGAGGUACCAAUGAUCGAUUAUUCAGGUUUAUCUUCGGCAGCGUUCGGAGAGACGAUCACGAUCACCGCGACAAAUCUUAAUGCUGCUGCGCCAAUGAUGCUGUCAUGGCAAGCGCGGUUAGGAUGCCAGUUCGGAGGCGUCUGGGUUGCAGUAUCAACGCAAAGCGCCGUGAACAAAAUCAGUUGCACGAUACCAGCAUCCACAGCUGGGAAUGUUCAGGUUGUUGUGAGUGACCUUCACUCAUUUAUGCCGCUACCUUUGGAGAAUGAUACAUCCGUAGCUUUGGAUGUUCCACCAUCCGGCCGCUUCAAGCUAAUUUUGAGAGAAUCGGCACUCGUCGAGGCAAUCGUACCAGCCACGGGAACGCCCAGCCUUCGAAGUAACACGAGGACUAUUGAUAUUUAUGGCCGCCACCUUUCGUCGGACAUGACGUCGAUUGAGAAUCUAUGUGCAACUUUAAAGUCGACUUAUGAUUACGAUGUGCACCAAGGUGCAGUUCGGCUGAAAUGCUCAGCACUCCUCUUUGACGGGGGGAAGAUCCAAACCGGUCACGCAUAUAGAAUCGGUUUCAAUUUCGUCAGUAUUUUGAGUGGCCCCGGUGACGGUCCAGGCGGGGAGAUUCAGUAUUUGCUGCAAAACCCUCCGCGCAUACAUGGGUCAACUGCGACAAGCGCAUACGCAGGUGAUGUUCUCAUGGUAACUGGCCAAGAUUUCGUGGAUGUCGCGAGUCCUGUAUGGUGUUUCUUCGGUGUCGCGACGCAGAGAGCGCAGAUUGUGUCCUCUGCAGUCGCUCGAUGCAUUAUGACCAUAGAAGACCAUGCGCGUGCGUCCUCCCUUCACCGGUCAGCUUCAGGUUUGCAAGUAAUGCUGGGACUGGGCUUUUUGGAGGCUGCAGAGAGUACCUCCAACCUGAUAUCGAUAACCUCUUGGCUGCAGCCUCAUGAAGUUGCCGCUGUGAUGCCAGAUGUAGGAUUUUCGCAUGGCGGCACGCUGGUUUCAUUUUCGGCCAAGGGAGGAGUCGGUACUGUUCGAUUCCAUCCGUUGAUAUCGUGCAGCUUCGGAACCAUUUCGCCAGUUUCUGCUUUUGUUGCAAGCGGGGACACCAUGGCUUGUACAAGUCCUGCUCUCGCUCCAGGAUCGGUACUGCUAGGCACGCAAGCAUCGCGCACGUCGGACACUGCUGUACUUUACAGAGUCAUCGACGCAGACUCGAUCAUUAUCACACCACAAACAGUCGUUGCAUCUCUAAGUGGAGGGGUUGUAGAAUUCUUGGCAACCAGUUCGCAGCCCUUAUCACAGAUGGGAAUCGGCUGUGUCCUUCUCUCCACAGACCAGAGUCCUACAAAAGCUCGAUAUCAGGAUGGUGGAGGCUCACGCUUUUCUUGUACAUUGCCAACUACAGUUACAGGUUUCAGCACUUGGGAUUUUUCAGUUUUGACAUUUGCUGCCAACACCAAGCUAGCUUCCGCCACAACUCAGGGCCCAUAUUCAAACGUACCUGCGCCGAAUCUUGAUCACAGUGCCACUAUGCCCUCCAAAGGGGCCUCGUUACUGCAUGAUGAUAACCAAAUCAGCAUCAUUGAUGCAGCUCCCGUCGUUUUUGUCCAACGCCGGGCACACCUCAGCGAAGUAUAUCCAGGUGAUGUUCUAUUCAUUAUCUCUCGUUCAGGGGGCAUGGAAGAAUCCGCAUCGUGUGUGAUCAGCUCUGGAGGAUCGCAGACAACAGCAUCAUUGGAUUUGCAAACGAUAGUACCAGCUAUCGCGAUCUCUUCUGCUAUAACGCGUUGUGAGAUGCCCACCUUGUACAAUCAUGGAGACAACGUGGUCAAUGGCGCGGCGUUGACGAUGUGUUUGUCCGGCUUAUGCAUCGAAAACAAACUGCAAGUGAUGCAGGACAGUGCAGUGCUAUUCAUCGGUGAGGAACUCAUUCCAAGCGUCGUGUCCCCAUCCGAGGGUUCGUCAUAUGGCGGAACAGUGGUCAACAUAUCCUUGAGUGGCUCUGUUCUCAACCCUUCCAAGCCGGCAAUUGGUGUUCAAAUCGGGACCAUUGGGCCAAUUUCGUCAAUCAUUCUCGAGAAUGGUGCGCUUCAAUUUAUCUCACCAGGACAUAUUUCAGGCAAAUUUCCCGUGACUCUUGGGAGGGGGACGCCGUUGGUUGGAGAUGCGGAUUUCAUCUAUGUUCAUGUUGAUGCGGCUCCUUCCAUCCUCGAGGGUAAAGAUACUGAUGCGGAGAUAGCUGUCUCAAGCGCAGUGACCAAAUUGGAAAUUUGUCGAGACAUCCCUCCUGGUGAGGUUGCCGAGUUGACGCCAGGUAGGGGGUCGUCUGAUGGAGGCACUGAAGUGUUCCUUGUCAUCGAAGGGAAAAUUUCUCAUCCUGAUGACAAUUGCGGUACGUUGCGAAUAUCAUGCCGAAUCGGAACGGUGUGGCCCGUGCUUGGUCAAGUCACAGAUCAUGGCAUCAGUUGCAUCACACCGGCACAUGCGCCAUCCAAAGUUCAGGUAUCAGCACCAAAACUUGUGGAUGGUCCUGGACAGCAAUUCAAUUAUUUCAUGCUCUCCCCGGUCUCUGCUGAUAAAAGCAUCGGAGAGACGGCGAAUGAUACUAAUUAUCACGUCACCAGCUCCCCAAAGCUUGGCACACCUGGCGCUUCAAUUGAUGUCACUGCGACAAAAUCGUUGAUGACACCUUUCGCUUGUUUAUUUUCAUCUCCUGUUCGAGCUCUGGCGCCACAAAUCUAUGCUUCGCAUGCAUAUGUCAUCUCGAGCAUCAUGGUUCGAUGUGAAACUCCUUCAAGUAUAACAGUCUCUGGCGUCUCAUUCGUAGAGCAAGUAAGCAUUGAAAGAUCGGCUCCAAGGGUUUCGUUCAGCGCAUAUCGAGAGGCUCCAGAAUGUUACAUGAAGCAGAUCAGCCCGAAAACGAGCUCCACGACCGGAGGAGUUGUCUCGAAGGUUACUGUCGAGUGUCUUUCUUCCGGAUCGCUGACGAGCAUUGAUGCGCGCGUUGGAUGUCGAUAUGGAACUUUAGGUCCAAUCACAGCAACCAUGGGUGAGGGCGGCAUCCAUAAUAUUGAAUGUGCCGCUCCUGCACAUGCUCCUGGACCUGUCCUGCUUGCUCUUACGACGAACUGGCGAGAUGUUAAUUUCGAGACAUCAAGCUCAACCGACAAACAGAUUGUGCAACUAGCUUACGAAGAACACAAGGGAGACACUUCGGCCAAGGCUGAACUCGAGCUGCUUCCAAUGCACCGUUUUGAUGCUUCUGUCCCCAUGAUGUCUGGCGUAGUUCCUUGGCUUGUCUGGGGAGGCAAUCUUCUUCAUGUCACCGGAAGAGGGUUGCCAAAUGGUUACAAUUCUGUCUGUAUGGUUGGAUCCGUACUUGUCCCGGCUCAUUCGAUAUCGUCAGCUCUUGUUCUUUGUGAUCCGUUCCCCGUUCCGAUGCAAAAUCGAUCCUCGAACGGCAUACUCGCUGGUGGUUUGCAGGAGAUGUCGCUAAGUGUCGCAUCUUCUGAGCAUGGUCGUCUUCUCUCGCGCGGUGAUGUUACUCCGCUCAAUUUGCUCGUCAUCUCAGAGGCACCUGUGGUCGGCGUUGAUGUUCUGAACGGAUGGGAACAAGGAGGUGGUCACGUCAAUGUGGAGCUUGGGGGCUGGGCGCCCACGGGUCUGAUGGACUGUCACUUUGGAACAGUAGUUGUGCACGGGCGCGGCGGUGGCGGAGCUGGUUGGGCAGGGCGUGCGGCGAUGGGAAGGGCAGGCGAGUGGUGGUCAGAGGCGACGAUUGCUACCGAUGUCGAGUGUGUGACGCCUGCUCGGCAGCCAGGGAGCGUUCCUGUGGGUGUUUCGCUCGCACACUCCACAUCGCCCUCGUAUGGUAACAUCGAAUAUAAGUAUUUGUGACAAACGUGGGAGCGUAUUUCGCUUCCCUUUCUACUAAAGGUAGAGGUAGCUACUCAGCUACUAGUAGCUAGCUAGCUAGAGUUAGGCAAAGUUGGGAUAUUAUUGUUAGACCCCAUAAUAACCCC
Micromonas commoda is the source of this 4676-nucleotide messenger RNA. RefSeq lists its product with no specific name. Bases 1 to 4551 code for a protein of 1516 amino acids. Lineage: Eukaryota; Viridiplantae; Chlorophyta; Mamiellophyceae; Mamiellales; Mamiellaceae. The transcript has a single exon. The record is from RefSeq and is a predicted model, not a curated record.